This is a messenger RNA of Ictalurus furcatus (blue catfish), 5584 nucleotides long. RefSeq names its product immunoglobulin superfamily member 3. The transcript is spliced from 11 exons. The coding region runs from base 300 to 4490 and encodes 1396 amino acids. NCBI's taxonomy places the organism in Eukaryota, Metazoa, Chordata, Actinopteri, Siluriformes, Ictaluridae. The record is from RefSeq and is a predicted model, not a curated record.
ACAUCCCUACCACAGCUGUUGUUUAUGCCUCACUGACUGCGUCAUGGUCGAAACCCCGCCCCUUCCUUUCGUUGCUAUGGACUACAGAGGUAUGUGUUCUUAGUUUUGUCGCUUAGCUGUUUGAUGCUAGCGUUGUCUGCUUAUCAUGUGAUUUACUUGUUUCGUGUGACGUUGGGCCACCGAGACUGUGUGCAUGUGCGGAGUGCCGUCAAGGCUCCCAUCUGUGUAGCCUGGCAGUUUAAAGUAGUCCCGGUCGGAGCGCCAGCUGCUGCUGUCACAACUAUUAAAGAAGCCAUCAUAUGAUUUUCGUAUGUGCCAUCGUGAGUAUUAUGUCAUCGGAUCACGAUGUCUGUGGAGGUCAGCAAUCAGUACAGAUCCAGGGUGGUCCAUUGUAUCGUGUGAAAGGAUUUCCAAUGUCCAUCUCCUGUAAUGUUAGUGGCCUUCAGGAUUCAAGGACUCAAGAGUUUGCUUUUUCAGUCUAUAAACCAAAGAAACCCGAUGUUCAAAUCCAGAUUAUUAGCACUAAUGACCAAAACUAUGCUUAUGCAAUGUUCCGUAAUAGAGUGAUUGAGAAAAACAUUGUGAUUGAAAGGCUGUCAAGGACUUCAGUUCUCUUCCACAUUAAGUCCCUGGAAGCAGAAGAUUCUGGAAAAUAUGAAUGCUACACUCCAAAUACAGGUUUUUCAUAUUUUGGAAGCUACAGUGCAGAUACAACGCUGAAUGUGAUUGAGAAUACUCUGAUGGCUUCCUACACUGGACCCGCAUCUCAUAGCAUCACUGAGGGUGAAUCCCUUGAACUACGUUGCCUAGUCUCCAGUCAAACCUUCCAACACACUCAUCUGUCUGUCACGUGGUAUCUGCGUGGUAGCACUGACUCUUCAUUACCCAUCAUCAGUUUGGACCGAGAUUUAACUGUGAGGCCUGGGCCACUGUUUGAAGAUAGAUAUCAUUCUGGGGCUAUAGCUAUGGAGAAGAUAGAGGACACCAUCUACAGACUCAAAAUAAGUCAGGUAAAGCAGUCUGACAGUGGUGAGAUCUACUGCCAGGCUGAAGAGUGGAUCCAAGACCCAGAUUACUCUUGGUUUAGGGUUUGCCACAAGAACACCACAGCCUCCAACAUAGAGGUCAAAGCGCUAGAAACACCUGAUGUAGGGGGAUCUUUUGUUGCUCAAAUUCAGGUUCUGAAUGGGGACCUUGAGGAAGGAGACAUGUUGGAGAUCCACUGCAGCAUAGAUGCACAGAAUCUUCCUGGACAGCUCUUCUCCAUGACUUGGCUGAGAAACAACAUGGAAGUGGCUCAAAUUGGUCCCUCUGGCGUGCUGUCUGUAACUAACACCUAUGAGAAAAGAAACAAUGAUGGUGAGCUAAGAACUGUGAAGAGCAAGGAUCGAAACUUCGUUCUCACUAUCCAACCAGUCAGGGCUGAAGAUCAGGGCAUAUAUCAGUGUAGAGCUGUACAAGAGGAGAAGACUGAGACUGGGUCCUUCAUCAAAGGAAAAAAACAGCUAUCACGUGAAGAAACUGUGCACAUCAGAGCCAAAGAGAGUGGUUUGGCCGUGGCCAUGACAAAGCAGCUGGUUAAUGUGAAUGAAGGAGAAACACUACAAAUCGACUGCCGUGUCUCUGGAGCCAAAGGGCUGCUGUCUGUGUCAUGGCAGCACAAAAAACCCACAAGCAGCUCUUUCAGUGAUGUCAUAACCCUGAGUCGUGAGGGGGUGAUGGGAGAUGUAGGGGCUCAGUAUCAGCACAGGGGCUUACGCACAUUUCGUUCUAAUGUUGCUGAUUUCGUUCUGGAGUUAAGUGGAGCUCUUCUGUCUGACAGCGGGGAAUAUAUGUGCACCGUGUCUGAGUGGAGCAUGGAGAGCAAUGGCAACCUGAAGAAAGUGAACAGCCAAUCACAGCAAGGCCAGGUUUCUAUUAAUUCUAUUGAUUCUCUCAUUAAAGUGGGAUUGAAAAGUCGUGAUGUAAAUGUAAUCGAGAACUCGGUAAUAAAAAUGAUUUGCUCAGUAAAAGCCCCUAAAGUUUCCUUAGCUGUGACGUGGAAGUUUGAAUCACGUAAUUCGACUGUUGAGAAAAACAUUAUCUGUAUGGACCCUACUGGGGGAAUAUCCUGUGGAGCAGAUCAGCAGGACUAUCAGCUAGAUACUCGAGUGCAAGAAUCAGGCACAGAUUUUAUUCUCAAGGUGUUGAGAGCAAGUAAAUGGCAAGAGGGACGUUACACGUGUCAGAUUGAUGCAUAUGAAAAAAAUGUUCAGAAAACCAAGAAACUGUCCAAUCCACUGGCCGUCACUGUACGCAGACCUGACAGCAAACUGUCUGUCUCCACCACCCUUAAGUCUCCUCUGAAAAUCCAAGCCAACAGUGACAAAGUGAUUGAUUGCUUGGUGACCUCAGCAAGUUCUAAUUCUUCCCGUUUUGGAGUAACAUGGACACAUGGUACAGAGACUCUGCAGAAAAUGGACCCAGAAGGGGUGGUCACUCUGGAGAUGGACGAAAGGAUCAGCUUGAGAAGGACUACGAGACAGACCUUCCAAUUGAUGAUACAACAGGUGAAGUCAACAGACAGUGGACAAUACCGCUGCUCAGUACAGGAAUGGAUUCAAGACCCUGAUGGCAUCUGGUAUAGCCUUGAUACAAAGUCUGUCACCGUGGAACUAGAUGUCUUUGAAAAAGAAGGUGAUUUCAGCAUGGAUAAAUCUAAUGUUCAGCUAGAAGCCACGCAGGGAGAAGAGGUGAAACUAAGCUGCUCACUGGGGCUUGGUGGACUUGACCCCGCAUUUCGGUACUCUCUGAGCUGGUUCUUUCAAAGACAAGAUCAGAGUUUGUCCACCGUUAAGCUGCUUACCUACAGCCAUGACGGACGUCUGCAGUUCCAAGAAUCUGAUCCAGAACUUCAACAUAGACUUUAUUUCACCAGACCCACUAUUAAUGACUUCCAUCUGUCCAUCUUGAACUCCAUCCCAUCUGACAGUGGAAGCUAUUACUGUCAGGUAGAUCAAUAUCAGGCUGAUUGUAAAAGCAAAUGGGAAAGGAAGGCGAGCGACAAAUCAGGUUUUACCAAUCUCAGUGUACAUUUUAUAGAGAGUAAGCUGAAAGUACACAAAGCCAGCCACUUUUUAAACGUUAGUGAUAUUCAGACCGGCUUUGUUGUGGAGUGCGAGAUCAGCUCCCACUCCAGUGAUAAGUCUGUGUUUGAAGUGACCUGGUCCAGGAAGCAGAGAGAUGAGCGGCCUCUGACUAUUUUCACUGCAAGACGAGAUGGCACUCUAGACAGCAAGAUCCUUGAUAGAACGCUGGUAUUUGAUCGGCCCAGUACUACCCGUUACACACUCACUUUCCCCAAUGUCGAUCCCUCUGAUAACGGCCAGUACCAGUGUCAGGUUGUGGAAUGGAUACAGACAGCUGCUAACAUCUGGAGCAAAGUGGCGGAAGACAAAUCAGGAGAACUUUCUAUCAAUGUAGCGGUCGAGUCCAAAACAAAUGAAGGCGUUUUCACUUUGGAGACACCUGUCACUCAUCAGAACUUCACAGAGGGAGAGCAGUUGGACAUUAGUUGUUCUAUUAAUUUUGAUCAAAUGGACUCCACCUUCCACUACACUCUCAGCUGGUUUGUGGAGAAGCAGGGCUCAAGUGCCAGCACUUUUUUACUGAGCCAUAGCUAUCAUGGCCAUUUACGAUACCAAUCAGAGAACCAGCAGCUCAAGGGCAGGCUACUCUUUUCCAGGCCCACAGCCAAAAUCUUUCAUCUCACUAUUUUGAAUUUGGAUCCGUCUGAUAGCGGAAACUACCAAUGCAGGGUUGAACAGUACCAGCUGGACUGUGAAGGCAAGUGGGAAAAGAAGGGGUCUCCACAACUGGUUUCAACUAUGGUCAAUGUGCACGAAAUAGAGAGUAAGCUGCAAGUACGCAAAGGCAAUCACUUUCUCAACGUUAGUGAUAUUCAGACCGGCUUUGUUGUGGAGUGCGAGAUCAGCUCCCGCUCCAGUGAUAAGUCUGUGUUUGAAGUGACCUGGUCCAGGAAGCAGAGUGAUGAUCGGCCUCUGACUAUUUUCACUGCAAGACGAGAUGGCACUCUAGACAGCGAGAUCCUUGAUAGAACGCUGGUAUUUGAUCGCCCCAGUACUACCCGUUACACACUCACUUUCCCCAAUGUCGAUCCCUCUGAUAACGGCCAGUACCAGUGUCAGGUUGUGGAAUGGAUACACACAGCUGCAAACACCUGGAGGAAGGUGGCUGAAGACAAAUCAGGAGUACUUUCUAUCAAUGUCCAUGCUCAUGCCGAAGGUGUUUCAUAUGAAAAUGUAUGUUCUUCUGGAGUAAUACUGGGCAUCCUCGUUCCUCUGCUUUGCAUCCUGCUUAUGGUUAUCAUAAUUCUCCUGAUUAAAGCUCAGAAGACAAAGUCCAUUUCAAAAAAACAGAAGGACUCUCUUUGGGUUGAGAAUACCCCGCUCAAGGCUAUGACGGAAACAGGUAAUAAUGACGGUGCCUGAAGCUAACCAAGUCACAUGUUCACUGAUGCACUAGCAGUGGUUUUUUUUUAGCAGUAGAAAAGUGUUUGUGUCCAUGCUAUGUUAAAUGGGAGUUAAGACAGUGAAACAUCUGCCUUCUAGAAUAACAAGUGAUGUCGUGAAUAAGGGCAUUUUUCUCAAUGUGAAAAAGCAUAUCAACGAGCAUGUCUCAAAGACUGAUAAGAGUAACAUAUGCACUUUGUUUACACCUUAAAAAGUUAAAAAAAAAAAAAUAAAUAAAUAAAUCAUUUUGAGCGUUACCAUUAUAACGAGUUUUCGAUUCACAAAGUGCACCAUAGGGUGAUGGCAGCAAUCAAUCAUCUAUAAGGAGUAACGUUAUAUGGUGUGAAGCUUUAUAAUGAAUAAAAAAUGCUUUUAACUUUCAUCGUGUAGUAGUAUUAUAAUACGUUACGACUUCAAACUAGGCUUAUUAAGCGCUACGAUUCUAUUCCUGUGUAUGAUUUUAUCUGAGUGUCAGUGGAACGACUAAUUAAAUUUAAAUGUGUCAGACAGCUGUAAUUGUCACACCGCCUUGUAGAAAGGGAAGUUAGUUUUUGUGGUAAUGUGUGCUGAGCAAGUGUUCUGUAACGUCUUGUGGUCUUUGACUUUCACGUAGGCAGUACAACAAACACACAAUGAGGAAGGAAAAAAAAAACUUGCUUCAACAAAAUAUAUCUACGUGCGUCUUUGCUUUGGAUAAAUGAAGUUAAUGCAUUAAUAGCUGGUAUAUCUGUGAUCUGGAAAAUGUAUGGUGUACAUUCAGUUUGUUUUAGAGGGGUGUGUGUGUGUGUGUGUGUGUGUGUAAACAGAGUAUCCUUUUUAAUGGAAGGGGUUUAAAGGUUUUGUUGUGUACAUGGAUUUUAGUGAUUCUCUAGAAGCCUUCAUUUCUGUAUAAUUGUUUCUCUGCAGUCUUUUGCUUUUUAUAAUGCACCAUGUGAUUAAGUAAUUAUGAGUCACAAGAGUUUUUCAUUAAAAAGUGUACUUCCAGACUGAAUAAUAUACCAACCUGGCUAUUUAUGAAAUGUCUAGAGGAAAUGUUUUUGAAAAUAAAAGCUCGCUGUGAGCAUUCUUCCUGG